AUGUCUAUUGAAAGAACAGUAUUUUGUUUGAAUAUGGUUGUCAAAUAUUUAAAUGGAUGGCAUCAAGGUUCUGGUACACCAAGUACUCAGACUGACCCAUCUAUUUAUAAACAUCGACUUUCAGUCUACUUGAACUCGGCUUGGUUUUUAACCAACAGAUAUUGCAAAUGGAUCAACAAGGCUUUGGUACUUUUUAACCGAUUCGAUAUUCAAACCAAGCACGAACCAACACUCGGAAUGUUUGACGAGUUUAAAAAGUGUCUCGUACAUAUCGGCGAAGCUUUUCAAGCGGAGCGACGCAAAAUAUAUGAUGUGGUUACAGCUUUACAAGACGAUCCAGUUGCACUACAAACCUCGAUUCAGUUGGUUAUGAAUGCAAUGGAUGAAACUCGACAUGCACAGCAUAUUCUAAAAGACUCACUUUUGGCAUUAGCUGUAAGCUAUUUUAAACAUGACUUGCACAGUGAGUCACUAAUUCAGUGGCUAUAUGAUGUGUGGUUCUAUGCUCAUUACAAAAUAACGGAUAUGGCGACAGAAUUGCAAAAUCAAUAA
This is a messenger RNA of Batrachochytrium dendrobatidis JAM81, 552 nucleotides long. RefSeq lists its product as uncharacterized. The record is from RefSeq and is a predicted model, not a curated record. Lineage: Eukaryota; Fungi; Chytridiomycota; Chytridiomycetes; Rhizophydiales. Bases 1 to 552 code for a protein of 183 amino acids. The transcript has 2 exons.